Erinaceus europaeus (western European hedgehog) is the source of this 4028-nucleotide messenger RNA. It is a transcript of the gene MRPL19, whose product is annotated as mitochondrial ribosomal protein L19. The transcript has 6 exons. The coding region runs from base 33 to 908 and encodes 291 amino acids. The record is from RefSeq and is a predicted model, not a curated record. NCBI's taxonomy places the organism in Eukaryota, Metazoa, Chordata, Mammalia, Eulipotyphla, Erinaceidae. Gene Ontology annotation, biological process: translation. Gene Ontology annotation, molecular function: structural constituent of ribosome. Gene Ontology annotation, cellular component: ribosome; mitochondrial large ribosomal subunit.
GGGAGUUGUAGUCUCGAUCUGCGCCAGCAGGUAUGGCGGCUUCCAUUGCGGGGAGCUAUGGGGCCGCAAUGGCCCUGGUCGGGCGCUUUCGAGCCAACAGGGCGCUGAUUCCUGUGCCGGCCUCCUUUGCCUGCGGUGCGCGCGCGGGCCCUAGCCGGCCGCAGAGCACAGGACCCGCGGAGUCCGGCGCCUUCCGGCCGCCCUCGAAACCCGUGAUCGUGGACAAACGCAGCCCGCCGCUCCGGGAAACCAGGUUCCUGAGUCCUGAAUUCAUUCCUCCACGGGGAAGAACAAAUCCUCUGAAAUUUCAACUAGAAAGAAAAGAUAUGCUAGAAAGGAGAAAAAUACUCCACAUUCCAGAGUUCUAUGUUGGAAGCAUUCUUCGAGUUACUACAGCUGACCCUUAUGCCAGUGGAAAAACUAGCCAUUUUCUGGGGAUUUGCAUUCAGAGAUCAGGCUCAGGAUUUGGAGCCACUUUUAUCCUUCGAAACAUUAUAGAUGGACAAGGUAUUGAGAUUUGCUUUGAACUUUAUAAUCCUCGAAUCCAGGAGAUCCAGGUGAUCAAAUUAGAGAAGCGACUGGAUAAUAGUUUGCUGUAUUUGCGUGAUGCUCUUCCUGAAUAUAGUACUUUUGAUGUGAAUAUGAAACCAGUAGUUGAAGAAUCUAAGGAUGUUCCUGUUAAUCAGCUGAAAGUAAAAAUGAAGCCUAAGCCCUGGUCCAAACGCUGGGAACGUCCACAGUUUAAUAUUAAAGGAAUCAGAUUUGAUCUUUGUUUAACUGAAGAGCAAAUGAAAGAAGCUCAGAAGUGGAAUAAGCCGUGGCUCGAGUUUGACAUGCUGAGGGAGUACGAUACUUCAAAGAUUGAAGCUGCAAUAUACAAUGAAAUUGAAGCAUCGAGAAAGUCAUGAUUCUAGAAUGACUUUCAGGAUAUAUGGAUCCUCAGGAAAUUUAUUUAAAGACCAAUUUAAGGACAUAGUUAUCAAAUUGACUGAGUAUCCUUUACUUAGCGAUUACUUUUUCAAAAAGUAAAAUUAGCAUGCCUGUUUAUAUAUAUAUAUAUAUAUAUAUAUAUAUAUAUAUAUAUAUAUAUACAUGAAAAGUGAUCCAGUGUCUACUCUUGGCUGAAGAUAAAGGUACAAUAGACUUAAACUGUUACCACUGAACAAAGAUUAACUUUGCUGACUUUUUAAAUUCAUGAAAUAAAACAUGAAUAUAGAAAAGUGUGUGACUUAAAAGAGAACAACAAAAUGGACAUGCAUGUACUCACUAUCAUGAGACAACGGUGACACUGUGUAAUAUCUAAGAAAGUUAAGAAAGAGAAUGUUUUCUAGAAUCUAAUUUGACUCCUGCAGAUUUGAAAUCGGAUGCCUGCUCCUUCCAAUUAUAGGUACCAGCCUGACUUUAUGUUAAUCAUUUUAGUUUGUGCAUACACUUGCACUUCUUCAUUUUUAUUUUUAUAAAAAGGAAACACUGACAAGACCAUAGGAUAAGAGGGGUACAACUCCACACAAUUCCCACCACCAGAACUCUGUAUCCCAGCCCCUCCCUUGAUAGCUUUCCUAUUCUUUAACCCUCUGGGAGUAUGGACCCAAGGUCAUUGUGGGAUGCAGAAGGUGGAAGGUCUGGCUUCUGUAAUUGCUUCCUGGCUAAACAAAGGCAUUGACAGAUCAAUCCAUACUCCCAGCCUGUCUCUCUCUUCCCUAGUGGGGUGGGGUGCUUGGGAAAUGGAUCUCCAGGACACAUUGGUGGGGUUGUCCAGGGAAAUUUGGUUGGCAUCAUGCUAGCAUCUGGAACUUGGUGGCUGAAAAGAGAAUUAACGGGAGUCGGGCUGUAGUACAGCGGACUAAGCGCAGGUGGCGCAAAGCACAAAGACCGGCAUAAGGAUCCUGGUUUGAACCCCGGCUCCCCACCUGCAGGGGAGUCGCUUCACAGGCGGUGAAGCAGGUCUGCAGGUGUCUAUCUUUCUCUCCUCUUCUCUGUCUUCCCCUCCCUCUCUCCAUUUCUCUGUCCUAUCCAACAACAACAACAAUAAUAAUAACUACAACAAUAAAACAAGGGCAACAAAAGGGAAAAAAUAAAUAAAAUAAAUAUUAAAAAAAAAAAGAAUUAACAUACAAAGUCAAACAUAUUGUUGACCAAUCGUGAACCUAAAGGCUGGAGUAGUGUAGAUGAAGAGAUGGGGGGAGGGGGUCUCCGUUUUGUAGAUAGCUAGUAGGCAUAUUUUAGUUAUAUUCCAAAGGACCUGUGGCUAUACUAGUUUUUUUUGUUUUUUUUUUCCCUGAGCCUGAAAUCAGAUAUGCAGGUGGAUCCAAGUUGUUGUCUGGGGCAACGAUGUCAUGGCUGGAAAAAAGACCAGAAAGCUGAAUCAGGGAAGAGUAGCUCCCUAAUGUGGGAAAGGUGUAUAAAUAUUGUUGACUGUAAAACCCAUUGAUUUCAUGUGAUCUAGGGCCCAUAUUUAGCUUAGGAGCCUAUGUGACCUCUGCAUCCCUCUGGAUCUGAGCUCACAUUCUGUGGUCAUGAGAGGGAACAUUCCAAGCUACACUAACAUCAGGACCCAUCUUCCCCAGGUAUAGCAUAGAGUAUGUUGUCCAGCCUCCCUCCGGAGGAUGAACAUUCUCUACUGUUGUUGAUCCAAGUUGAGGGCAAAGUCCUAUGGGGGCCCACAAAGGGGUCUAAUUUGUUUUUCCUGAUAAAAUGAGCGCUAACAAUGGAGAGAGGGAUUUAUCUGAGGUCUAGGCCUAUCAUGUCUGUUUGUCUCAGGCCUCCCUGAUUAGGACCCAGCUGAUGGAUUGGCCUGAUAGUGACUAAAGAGUCAUCGUUAGAGUAUGCCAGUCUCUUGCCCUUAUUCAGCUUUUGCAGUCCUUGCUUUGAUGAGGUUAGCUUUGGAGUGAGUGAGAAAAGUGUAAUAGAAAGUAGGUGAGGAGGGUAACUAAGUCUAAAUAGACACUAUUUGAUCAUGAACUGCUCUGAUCUGGGUUGGUGCUGAGUGUCCAGGGCCUCAUGAUAAAGAGAGACAUAGACUCCACUGCUGGGCCACCCCCCGGGGCUCCAUACACACAUGUGAACACACACACACAUAUGUAUGGAAACUGAGGAUAUGGUUGAGCAUGGUGGAACCUCCCACUGAAAGACGGGUGUGAGGAAUAUGGUCUUCCUGUCAGCCUCUCUCUACCAGAGACUGAGCAUGGGAGAGAACGGCCUUCAGGUUCAGCUUCACCUGUCAGACUCUGCCUCACAGGGACUCUGCAUUCCCUGACACAAUAGUCCACUCCCUUAUUAUCUACAUAAUCAUAGUUUAGCCUGAAAGUCCCCUCCCUACUUCCCCACCCAUUCCAUUCCUUUGAUCAUAUCUGUCUUCUUUUUGCCCUCAGGACCCCCCUUUAGCUGCUGGUUACUGAUAACUUUGCUUCCUUUAACCAAUUAAACCUCUUGCUCAACUUCUUCUAGUGUUUGCCCUCCUUCCGUAGCCAGUCAACAGUGUCAGGUUGAGCCUGAUGUAAAGUUUCGAGACCUCCUUUGAAUCUGGAGAGGUGGCAGUCGUUGACUAUGUGGGUCAUAGUCUGUCUGUAGCCGCAGGGGCAGUUCGGGUCGUCUCUGGCUCCCCAGCGAUGGAACAUAGCGGCGCACCGGCCAUGGCCUGUUCGAUAGCGAUUGAGGAGGGCCCAAUCAUAACGUGCUAGGUCAAAGCCGGGUUGACACUCGCAGGGGUCUGUGAUGAGGUGUUUGUUCUUUACCUCAGCUGACGGCCAACUCUGUUUCCAAGAGUCUGGAACAGAGAAGUUCAGUGUAGGCGUAGGAGACCAGAUUGGAUGACGAGACGUCAAGCGUUGGACAGGGUGGGCGAAGAUAUCCGCGUAUAUUGGCAGGUCGGUCGAGCGCUCCGGUCUUGCUCAACAAUUACUGGAAAAGUCCUGACCCUCCCCAGACCCUUUGCCUCCCCCCUACCAUAUAUUGUAUACACAUGUCCCUUCCUCCUGUGACCCCUUAUAAAUCCUGUUUUGCUAUUCAAUAAAUGGAUUGUUCACGAA